UCUCCCUUAGCCAAUGGAAGGAAAAAAAAUCAAGUUAGAGACCACUAAUACUGCAGAAAUGGAGCGCCCAAAGCAACCCUCUGGCAACCCUAGUUAUGUGCCGAUCAAAGUAAAAUCUGAAAUGUUGCCUCUCGAGGACUACAAGAAAUUGAUGGAUAUGAAGGCUUCUUCUUCACUACUGAACGACUACAUCAAGUCAAAAUCUAGAGUACCACUCCCCAACAACUUGGACAAGGAGGCCAAUCAGAGCUACUCUGCAAACAUGAAGACCGGAAUAAAGAGGACCUAUGAAGAACAUCGUGAUAUCUAUAGCUUGAACAAGACCUACUGCUGCUACAAGCCUAGCACCAAUUACGUCAGUGACUUGGAUGGCCUUGCUCCAUCCAAGUCCAGGAAGGCUACUGAACCUCCAAACUAUCUUGUUGCCGUGGGAUGCAGGGCCUGCUACGUUUACAGGAUGGUCGCAAAGGGGACCAAGGAAUGCCCAAAGUGCCGUGGAGAGUUGAUUCAUUUUGACAAGGGCAAAUCUCCUGAGAAAUGCCCUGCCAACAAUAUGGGUUGAAGGGUUUAUAGUUCAGAAACCUGUUUAAUAAUGGUAUUUUCCUCAUGGGAUUUUACCUAGUUUGUCAUCAUCUUAUGUGAUAAAGCCUCCAUGGGUGGCGAGGAAACUUGUGGUAGUCCUACAAAGGACUUCAGUAUUGAUGUUUAAUAAUUAAACAGGAUCUGGUGUUGAAGUUGCUCAUAAUAUGGUCAAUUUACAAGCUAAGGUGUUCAGGAGUACAAAUAUUUAGGAUAUUUUAAUCAAGAA
Phoenix dactylifera (date palm) is the source of this 808-nucleotide messenger RNA. RefSeq lists its product as uncharacterized. The record is from RefSeq and is a predicted model, not a curated record. Lineage: Eukaryota; Viridiplantae; Streptophyta; Magnoliopsida; Arecales; Arecaceae.